AUGAAUCCAGUAGAUAUAGAGAAAACCACAACAACAACAGGAGAACACAAACUAGACAGAGACCAUCACCGUUGUAGAAGGAGAAGAAUAACAAUUAAGAAAAAGAGCAAAGAGAAAGGUUCUGGUAUGUGUAAGGCAGGUUUCUCAGGAGAUGAAGCCCCACAGCCUAUUUUUCAAUCGAUCGUAGGAUCUUUCCAGUCGCCAUCUCACUUUCUUCAAGAGGAUAAUUUUGAUGGAAAGUGGAUAAAAGAAAAAGGUGCAUCAAAAUCAAACCUCGAGAAAGAAUAUGAAUUUCCAGAUGGCUAA
This is a messenger RNA of Heterostelium album PN500, 306 nucleotides long. RefSeq lists its product as uncharacterized. The transcript has 4 exons. Lineage: Eukaryota; Evosea; Eumycetozoa; Acytosteliales; Acytosteliaceae. The coding region runs from base 1 to 306 and encodes 101 amino acids. The record is from RefSeq and is a predicted model, not a curated record.